This is a messenger RNA of Trichosporon asahii var. asahii CBS 2479, 936 nucleotides long. RefSeq names its product pantetheine-phosphate adenylyltransferase. Lineage: Eukaryota; Fungi; Basidiomycota; Tremellomycetes; Trichosporonales; Trichosporonaceae. Gene Ontology annotation, molecular function: dephospho-CoA kinase activity. The coding region runs from base 1 to 936 and encodes 311 amino acids. The transcript is spliced from 2 exons. The record is from RefSeq and is a predicted model, not a curated record. Gene Ontology annotation, biological process: coenzyme A biosynthetic process.
AUGGCGGCCAGAAACUCGGUCCUCAUCCUCCCCUUCACCUCGGGGAUCCUCAAGGACCCAUCCUCCCUGCUCCCGGUUAUCUUCGACGCCGCGCAGGAGCCAACAGAGUCGCUCACUGUCGUCUUCUCGACUCCCGGAUCAGGAAAGCAGCUCUACGCCGAGCUCCGGGAAGCUCCCAAGGCGCACUUUGAGGAGCUGCAGCGCUUCCUCGGCAAGGUUUACGCUGCUCUUGCUGCGGGACAAUGGACGGCGAACCGUGUCCUGCUCAACGUCGAGGUGCGCUUCGACGGGGAGCUCGGCGACUGGUCCGAGAAGCUGCAGGCUUUGCCGGACGAGGUCGUCCGACUCGAGGGUGACGCCAAGCUCGCCCCCUGGACGCCGGUGGGUGGGUACCCCGUGUCGGCGAUCGGGGGCACGUUUGACCACCUGCACGCCGCUCACAAGAUUCUGAUCAACAUGGCGCUGUUCGUGAGCGAGAAGCGGCUGAUUGUCGGUGUCAUGUCGCCGGACCAGCUGAAAUCGAAGAGCAACGCGGGCGUGCUUGAGGAUCUUGACACGAGGAUUGGCGGCGUCAACGCCUUCCUGAAGCGGUGUGGGCCGGGGGAUAUCCAGCUCGACGUCGUCGAGAUCCAGGACGCACUCGGACCGACGGCGUGGGAUCCCGAGAUCGAGGCCCUCAUCGUGUCGCGGGAGACCAUGUCUGGGGGAGCGUACGUGAACAAGGUCCGCAAGGAGAAGGGCCUCGGCGAGCUCGACAUUCUCUGCAUCGAUGUCAUCUCCAGCAUCGUCGCUGAGGAGGCCGGCACGACGGUCAACCUCUCCGAAGCGGACGGGGAGCAGCUGAAAGAACUCAAGAUGGGAAGCACGGCGAUCCGCGGCUGGAUCGCUGAGCAGAAGAAGCAGCACGACCUCGAGGAACGGGUCAACAAACACUAG